GCCAGUGAGCGUCCACUGGCUGAAGACGUGGCAGCGCCUGCGGUCAUAUGAGUCCACCCUUCCCCGAACGCAAAGCAUGUUGUGACAUACUCUGUGAACAGCCCCGGAGUUGGAAUAGAGACGGUGACCACCCAAAAAAGUGUGCCAUUUUUAGACGUGUUCUGCUGACGUCUACGUAGCUGAGAAUAGCUUCCGCUGUGAUUGGACUGUCCUGCACUCACUAGUCCCACAUUCUCCACUUCAAUGGAGGAUCAGCCCAGGGGUCGGGCUCCAGACACAAAAUACCACCAGGGCGAGGAAGACAGGGACUCUGCUCAACAUAAAACGUGUUCAAAACAUGAUCAGAGCCACUUCAAGCGCAAGCAUCAGAAAGCGCCGAAGAAGAAAAGAGGCAGUAAAGAACUGAUCCUCAACAAAGACGAGGAAGAGACUUCACACUUGCCCGACACCACUGGUGUUCCUCUCAACAGCAGUUUUAAUGGAUGCAUUAGUGAUACCAAUGUGAAGUCCAAGUCUCAGACGCUGGUCACUGCGGUUUCAAAAACUACCACCAAAAGGCUGGAGUUCAAAAAGAAUAUGGACCUUAAACAUGACAAGGAAAAGGCCCUGGAUGUCAUUCAUCAUGAGGGUCAACCUUUGGACAAGAAAGACUCUGUUUUGCAAAAUGGCAUCGCUCACUGUGGCUUAAUUACUAAUGGCUAUUCAAGUAAGGACAACGAUGGCAGCGGCUCUGAAGGUGGAUAUACUACUCCAAAGAAACGCAAGGCCAGAUGCAACAACAAAAGCUCAGAUAAUGUGAAUAGAGAGAAGAAGAAAGACAUGCACCGGAGCAACACAGCAGAGGCUUUGGAGAACACUGAGAAGGGAGUGACUUCUAGACUUGAUGGCCACAAAGCAACCCAUAAACUAGAGUCCCAGCCAGCAGCGAAACGGGCUGUUGCUUCAGAGGCUUCAGCUGGAGAUUCUCAGAGGAAGAACUCUGACAGCAAAGCUGUUGGCACCUUUUCUAAAAAGACUGAAGAGCGGCAAAAGGCCAAGCUGUGUUCCCCUUCUAAUGAGGACUCCUGGACUUUAUUCAAGCCCCCUCCUGUAUUUCCUGUGGACAAUAGCAGUGCUAAAAUAGUUCCCAAGAUAAGUUAUGCAAGUAAAGUAAAAGAAAACCUCAAUAAAGUAGUUCAAAGUGGAGGAGAGGCACCUCCUCCCACCGUGAGACCGUCACAGGUCCCCAUGUCUGCUAUGAAAACUAUCACCUCAGCUAGCUUUACUAAUGGUCCCGUUUCUGGAAAUGGAACUGGCUGCCCAUCUGUGGGAACUUUCUUUGCCCAUGCGGCUGGUAGUGUUCCACAAGACCAAGCUCUCCCAUGUGGCGAGAAUGUAGCAUCUCCAUUGGAAAGCAACUGUAGCUUUACAAACAGUCCUGUAGAUGGAGACGCAUACGAGUUGAGGAAGUGUACUCUUUUAAUUUACCCUUUAAAUAUGCAACCUGUGCUCCCUAGUGCUCGUCAUCUCGACCCACCAGACGCCCAGACAAAUCACAAAACCCUGGGCGAUAUCUUCCAGAAUCAGUGGGGGCUUUCUUUCAUAAAUGAGCCAAACCUGACUACAGAAGAGGGGAGCGGUCCAGCACCCGCAGAGGACAAGUCUACCAUGGUCAAGCCUCAGUGUCAGCUUGUCAGCGCCCCAUCCUUUCUAGAGCCAGGCAUGUUCAUAAAAGACUCGGAGAGAAGGACUUGCAGCCCUCUGCUGGAUGUUUGCUCUUCAGUUUGUGAUGAGGAAAACAAGCUGCAAUUGUGUGGUCAGGAUGGAGUCAAAGUGGAGGGCAAGAGUUCAGGGUCUGCUGUGUCCUGUCCUAGCAAGGACCAUGGUGCUAUGCCUGCACAGGGCCACACAACCACUGUGUUGUUUGGCUCUUCUAAAGAGCAGGUCUUCUCUAAAGACAUUGGCAGAAGGCGUAGCUGGGGCUCAUUUGAUGUUAAAGCUGCUGUUGCUUAUCACACUAAAGAAAUGGAAUUCCUGUUCAACUUGCAAAAACGAGAUCCCAAAAAAGUAGUGAUUUAUGACCUGACCGUGGACGGACCUGCUCAGUGACAUCAGUCCUGGGCACCACGGUGAAUCUCCUUGGACAUCCUAAACCUUGUUGGAGUGACAACUGUGAAAACAUUGAUUAGUUUGGCAUGCUGGAUUUCUUUCAGUAUCUCUGGUGGAAUAGCAGACUUCUUUCUGGGGAACCAUACAGACACACACACACACACACACACACACACACACACACACACACACACACAUACAUACACACAUACACACACACACACGGACAUGCUCACACUUGGGACAGAUGUUAAAGGCGUUGAUCGGUGCCUCUUCUCUACGACGGACACGUGUGAGUGUGUGCUGAUGGUUUGUCCCUUCGAUUCGAAUGAACGACGUUGAGCAACAGCGGGUGUUACUGUCGCACCUCCGAAGCCUUUAACUUGUCGAACUGUUGCAGCCGCCAGUCAAGAUGGCGAUCACGCCUCAGCCGUUUCAUUUUUUUAGUUCAAUGAUUUUUUUCUGUGUUUUUUUUUUCUCCAUGUGCAGGUUUGAGAAAUCAGACUGUAAAUGAAGUGGGCAGGAAGUGAGAACCUUGUCUUAUGAUGGAAUCAGAGCCCCCAAAUUAAUGAAAAGCUUGAUUUUUAUUUUUCUCUUUUCAUGUUAUGUGACUGAAGAUGAGUGUUAUGUGCACUGCAGUAGCCCCCCCUCCACCCUGCAGAACAGGUACAUCAAGUGCUCAUUUUGAAGGAGAAUCCCACCCCUUCACAACUUAAGAUUCACUAGAUAUCGGAGUAUGAAACAAGUCUUCUCAUUCACAACCUGUUAAAAUGCUUUUUUAUGAUGUUGGUGGCCAUGCCACAGCUCACCCUGUCCCCGUCCAUGCAGCUGCGUUCGUACAUGCUCAGAGAUGAAGCCCCACAGUUAAACAAAAGAUAAAAUGAAAGUAUUGUUUUUGUUUAAAAGGGACAAACAUCUUGACCAAUCUGGUGCCGAAUCUGUUUCUUUGUGUGAUUCUCUAUGUGAAAGCAAUACCUAGUUUUAGGUAUUCAGAAUGUACGUAUGAGGAGCUUUUUGUUUUUAUUUUCCCAUCGAAAGGGGACUGAUAUUAGUGUGUGUGCUCAAAUGACCUAAUUGUGUGUUUUUGUAAAUGUGUUCCUAAUUUGCUUCUUGUUUCUUUUAACAGUUAAUCAUCCAUUGUCGCUUCCUAGCUUAACAUUUGUAAGUCUGUUGACUGUAAGGAGUGAUUGUGGUGGUAGGGCUGCACAAUAUCAGAAGAGCGUGCUACUCACGGUUCACUACAUUUUUGUUCAUUUCAAAUGUUCUGGACAUUUUCUGCACCGGUUUACUCCUUUUCAACUGCCUAAACAUUGGCACGAGGUCUGUGGUGUUCAAGCAAUAGCUGUUGGUAGUGCUGUGGAUCAAAGACCAAUAAUCAACCUGUGGCUCGAUGUUUACACUCAUCCUAUCUGCUAGAUUAGCACUACUGCUUUGUAAGAUGCUUGAGCAAAGUGACAUUCUACAAUCAAGUGCAAGAAAAACACUGUGUGUUAACGCAUGCUGGUCUCACUGGACGCCACUGCAGGCUUCACUUUUGAAUAUGAAGCGCCAUUGUGUGGGAGACAAGCAGACUGAUAGGUUUUGAUAUAUUGUGCAGCCCUCAUUUGCCGGAAGAUUAUCUGACAAUUGCAAUACUUAAAGAAAAGGCCCGAUUUGCCACUUUGUCAAAACUAUGCUGAAAUGUGAAGCUGAGUUUGUGGUGUUUAAUGUAAUCUUUAAAAAGUCAGUGUGCAAUAAUGGAAGAGCAAGACUUUCAGUGUUUAGUAGUUAAGCUCCGUUUUCGGUUCCGCAAAAGUGGUCAAAGGGGGUUGUAGUUUGCCAACUUGUGACAUCAUCCUUGUCACUGUCUCCAAGUCAGUAUUCAGCGCUUUCUUUUGCUUGCGAGGAUUUGGUUCACAUGUAGAUGAUGAAGCACUUUAUGUAGACUUCUACCUUUGAGUUGCUCUAGAGAUCUAUACGUACUCAUGCUCCCUAAAAGAUGGCUCUGGGCUGUUACUUCUAGAAUAUUAAAUACAUGAUAAUUCCAUGUAUCUCAGGUAGUGUUGCUAAAGCCAUGUCGAGUAGUCUUGCGUUCUCCCAACCGACCCCAGUCUUGUAAUGUUGGUGGGAUUGGAUGGUGAGUCAUGAUCUUGCUCAGUUCGGGCUCUAAAUCUCUGAUGUUGACUCCCCCAUUCAAACGUAAGGAGAAGCACAUUGUUUUGUCUCCAUUAAGUCCUUUAAUUUGUUUUGAAACAGUCGAUGGUCUUCAUGGGGAGUCCAGUUGAGCAUUAGACGCCCGUGUGUGUAAAAGAGCGUUAAAGUCAGAGUUGGAGCGUUUUCCAAGUAUGCUAUUUCCAUGUGUCCUGAUUAGUUUUUCCCACUGGGACCCUCGCACUCAUCCAAGCCAAGAGUUCAGCUGCUCCUUUCUGCUUAAUUAAAACAGUUUUAUUCGGACAACGGACGUCCGCCACGUGCUAAUGAACGAGUGUUCAGUUGGAUGAGUGGAGAAUCGACGUCGUCUUGGCUGAAUUUCUUGGUUUCAAACGCACCAGCUUCACGAUUGGGGUUUUGGAGUAGAUGAGAGAAACCAUUACCUUGUUUAUGUGUGUUUGUUUCCUCCUUUAAUGGUCGACUAUUGUGUGUUAAAAAAUCCACCCCAAAUCCAAAUUUGUUAGAAAAUGAAACGAAUUUUUUCGUGACAAAAAUAACUUCCGUCUGUGCUUUUGCUUUCUCAUUGACAUGAGGGGGGAUGGUACAUUAAUAUACUGGUUACCUUGUACACAUCCUCAAUUCUAAUGAUGGUUUCUAAUGGACCUCAAACCCCCAAUUGUGCUAAAGGUGUGUGUGAAUUGUCCAUGUGGUGCUUAACUGUCCCGGAUGUGUGUGGACAUUGACACUAACAUGGUGAUGUAUUUGUCACAGACUGUCUUAACUCUUAUCAACAUGGACACUUGUUGCGACUACAGAAAUUGUGCUUGUGUGCUGUGGUCUGAAACACAGUAUUGGGGCCUGAGUGGUGUUUUUGGCUUGCAAAAUAUGAAGCGGUUUUGAUUUUAGAUCUAGCUCAGCUCUCACUUUACGUGGAGCUGGUUUGCUCUGUAGAAGAUCUGAGAGAGUUAAGACUGUCAUUGAUGGUGAGCAAAUGGCCGUUUUCACUGAUUUACUACUGUUGUUCUGACAUAUCCUUGCUUUUUUUUCAUGCCUUAGUUUGAAAUCCCAUGCUUCCUUGUGUCUAGUGUGCUAACUCAAGUUUCCUCUCACUAUGUCCCACGAGUUGUAAGAAGGCUUGCUAGCAUCCGUUCCAGCAGCCUACAAUGUGUGGUUCUAGUAAUCCAAGCCUUUAUUUUGACAUUGAGCAUGUGAAGAUGUCACAUCUGCACAGUGGCACGACAGUUUACGUGAUAACAUUGUUUGUUCUCCAGCUUCCUCCCAUGAUCUCAAAAUAUUAUGUGGAUUGUGGAAGAUACUUAUUUCAUGACUGGAGUUGCAUCUUUUGCUUGGCUGAAGUUUAGCUAUAUGUUUAUGUCAACUUGGGUUUUAAAGGUGGUAUACGUUACUGACUCAUUUGAAAUUGCUUUUUGUCACCGUUGUUCAAUAUCACAUCAUUAUUUGAGUGAAGUUGCAAUCCGAUGCUUUAGACUCUCAGUGGUCUCAGUGGUGCUUAACUGUCAGGCAUAUGGCAAAACGUCUGCCGUCUUCUGUCACAGCCUUCUGUUUUGUUGGUAUCAUGCAUUUUUAAGACACUUCCACAUGCAGCAGGUUUCCUCAAAAUGUGUGGAGUAUAGCAAGGAUGGUGCUAAACAUCAGUGAAAACGUGUCAUUUGCGCCAUCGUCCAAUGGUGUCAAAGCCCCGAAUUCGGCUUCCGAGUAAAUGUGUGUCCUGAUGAGCGUUUCAUAAUCAAGUGGUCAAAACGCCAGAAUCUUAAAAGGCUUGAAUUUUGAAGAGUUGCAUGAAUGUUUGAUGUACUGCACAGAGCUGCUUCAUCCAUGUCCCCGUGGCAUUGGCUGAGCCGUGUUGGCUGUACAGAGGUUGGGCACUGCUUGUAUCUGUAGACGAAACAGGGUGGGGGAAGGGUCCAAGUGGAGUCCCGCCAUCCUUUUCUAAAAUCAACCCCUCUUCAAGCACUUAGUCCAGCACAAGGCUGUGUUGAUUAUGCAUCAGAGUGAGACGCUGUGUUGUCGUCGCUGGCAAACCAAAUAAAACUAGAGCGAUGAAUCACUGGCUCCAGGUCUCACUCACCUCAAGGCCGCUCCCAAGCUUUCCCAGUUUGUCCGCUCUGGCCUUUUUCUAAUUCUUUUGUGAAGUGUGCGCACAAAGCAAGUUCUUCCUGUUAUAUGCAAGUUGCUGAUACUUCAGUGUCCCCACCUCCACAUGCAGGGGCGCGUGGGAGCGUGCGUUGUGUUACUCUUUUUUUUUUUUUUCAUCUGCUUUUCAGUGCCAUUUCUUCACAUCUUUCUUUGCAGUGUUUCGAUAUCUGGAAGUGACGUGACAUGAACGGCUGGAAGUGUUCUUGUUCUGUGUGUAGAUGUUCGGCUUGUGUUCAAGUUCAUUCGAGCUAAAGCCAAAAUCAGUUUGAAUGGGACGACGUUCUGUCGUGAAGUCGAUGUCUGAAGUAGCACAUAAUGAAACUGAACAAAUUUAACAUGCUUUUUAUUUUUAAGUUUCUUUUGUAAUUAUAGCAUAAUUUAUAUAUAGACUUACAAAUGAGGGCCGGGGGGCGAAAAAAGAUUAAGCUUAAAGAUGUUUUUGUUUUAGAUGAUCUAGUUGUUGAUUAAUGCUGAUGUAGAUCUUUCCUCUUUAACAUCAGUGUUAAUGUAUUUAAAAAAAAUAAUUCCAACUGAUUUUAUUGUAAAGUUGUUUGAAAAGGCUAUAAAUCCUUAAUUUCUGUAACGCAAAGAUCUAUCGCUAUAUAUAUAUUUAAAAUGGUCGUGUUUCUCGCGUGAGAAAUUAAUAUGCAGGUGCUUUCGCCAAAGGAACACUACAGUAAGAGCAGCACAAACCAUGGUAGAUGAUGACGGUGAGAGAGGAGACAGAGUCAAACAAACUGCUGCUUCUUUAUCCAGUUAUCGUUUCCAAAUCCUGUUUCACUGACAUUGUUCUAGACGAUCUAAAUACAGAGGGCUCUUUCUCUUGUUUCUGGACUGAUUCAACAGUCAAACGUGUCUUAACUGUUUGAGCGCAGAGGUGACGGCGUGUUCCGAAAUGUUUGUCAUCCUAAAGCUUUUAUUUUGUUUACCACUUGAGUCCUCCAGAGGAAGAACGUGAAGAAGCUCCGGGACAGCGUUGCUCUCUGUAAUGGUUGGCAGUAGUUUCAUGAUGUUAAGUGGGCUGUCUGAUUUGUUUAAUUUUAUUUUUUUUGUUGUUGAAAUUUUAACAAAUCUCACGUUACAAUGUUUGUUUUUGUUUUUUUUUGGAAGCAUGAUAAUACCCUCAAAAUCCAAAAGAUGUAAUAGACUCAACGAAUUAAAAAAAAUCCAGUGUUCACAAUUUUAGUUACCAUUAAAAUUUUAAAUUUUAUGAAGAAUUCA
Synchiropus splendidus (mandarinfish) is the source of this 7596-nucleotide messenger RNA. It is a transcript of the gene nufip2, whose product is annotated as nuclear FMR1 interacting protein 2. The coding region runs from base 244 to 2088 and encodes 614 amino acids. The transcript is spliced from 5 exons. Lineage: Eukaryota; Metazoa; Chordata; Actinopteri; Syngnathiformes; Callionymidae. Gene Ontology annotation, cellular component: cytoplasmic stress granule; nucleoplasm. Gene Ontology annotation, molecular function: RNA binding. The record is from RefSeq and is a predicted model, not a curated record.